CGGGUCCUGGUUAGAGUCACUUGGCACGGGGCAUGACACGUCCAUGCCUGCAAGACGAACUCAACAACACUUCAUGACACAAGUGGCAUUGACGACAGUCGAGCAGUAAGGCAAGCUCAAAUUUAUCCCCUAUAACAGACCAAAAACAGAUAUCUGGAGCAUCACACAAUCCUUUUAUACAGUUCGCUUUCUUUAGUUGAGGUUUCCGAACAAAGAAAAAGACGCGGCUUUUUCGAGGCCACUACCAAAAAUAUGAUGCGCAUCAUGACUGACUCGUCCUUUGUCAAGUACUAGUCACGCAACGUGUAACGCUCUCUAGUCACGCAACGUGUAACGCUCUCUAGUCACGCAACGUGUAACGCUUAUUAGACUUUAACAAUAACGCCUAGUGGUCAAGCAUCGUGUAACACUUAUUAGUCAAGCUACGUGUAACACUUAGAAGUCACGCAACGUGUAACGCUCUGUAGUCACGCAACAUAUGACCCUUAGUAGUCACACAACGUGUGACGCCGCAUAGUAAAGUAACGCGCAACGCUCAGUAGUAAAACAACGUGUAUUGCCUAGUAGUCACACAAAUUUAACGCUUAGUAGUCAACGCCUAGUAGUCACGCAAUGUGUAACGCCUACUGCUUACGCAACGUGUAACGCUCAGAAGUAGCUUACACCUAGAUUAAUAUUAAUAGCGAUUUGCAACAAAAAAUCUCUCGCAUUGUCUUACGCCAGGAUAAUUGCUAACUAACACGUGACUGGUCCGUAACAAAUCCAUGAGCGUCAUGCGUGCUUUACUAUUGGUUUACGUCAUCAUGACAAGUACGAUGCCCUGCCAAGGACAAAGCAGAAAAAAGAUGGCUGUUUUAAAAGUUCUUCGUGGAAGGGAGGCUUACGACAAGCUUGUGUCAAGCAUACAGAAAGGUGCAAAACUUGGAUUACAAGAAUGUAGAUCGCAGUUCCGAAAUGAAAAAUGGAACUGCACAAUGGUCGUCAAGACGAAAAAUAAAAGUACUUCAAAGCAAAAUCCAGCCUAUGUGAUGUCCAUGGUUCCGCACGCAACCCGUGAGAUGGCGUUUGCGCAUGGCAUAAGCGCGGCUGGCGUGACGUUUGCGCUGACCAUGGAUUGCCGACUGGGCGCGUUCGAAGACUGCUCAUGUAUUCACGGGAAGAGUGAAGGGAACAAAGGGAAUUGGUGGGGAGGAUGCAAUGAGAACGUCAAGUUCGGAGAAGUCAUGGCUAGGCAUUUCUUAGAAGCCUUACAAAGUGGCAAAGACGAGCACUCACUUCUUAACGUGCACAACAACGAGGUCGGGAGAAAGGCGGUCAGGGCGACCUUGAAGCGGGAGUGUCGUUGCCAUGGUAUCAGCGGGAGUUGUUCGACAAGAACAUGCUGGCGUAAGCUGUCGUCAUUCGCCGAGGUCGGUCAAUACUUGGUGGAAAAAUACAGCACAGCGAAGCGGGUCAUCUUCCAAAAUGGCAAUUUUUACGAGCUGACGAUGCUUGGUACCAGGCCCAUUUCCAAAAAAGACAACAACUUCAUCUACAACGAGUCCUCCCCAGACUACUGUCAGCGAAACAUGACCGUGGGCUCGGCAGGGGUACUGGGUCGAGAGUGCGAGGGGAGUAAGGAUGAGUUGGUGCGGUGCCGGCAAUUGUGUGACUCGUGUAGGUUUGACACGCAGGAAUUCACGGAAAUAAAAAACACGUUUUGUAACUGCAAGUUUCACUGGUGCUGCAAGGUGAAGUGCAUGACUUGUAAAGAGACGACCAGGAAAACGCGAUGCGUAGCCAGGCAACAAGCCUUAUGAAGCGGCCUGGUUCUCUAGCGGAUCUACGAAGGUAUUAGGGGGUUCGAACCCCCCUUGUACUGGCCCUUGCCAAAAAGCUAGAUCCGCCCCUGCUGUUCAAGUAUCAAAGCUGUCAAAAUGAAAUGAACCUGUAGGAAAUAAAA
Nematostella vectensis (starlet sea anemone) is the source of this 1942-nucleotide messenger RNA. Its product is annotated as protein Wnt-8b. Gene Ontology annotation, biological process: neuron differentiation; canonical Wnt signaling pathway; cell fate commitment. Bases 765 to 1799 code for a protein of 344 amino acids. Gene Ontology annotation, molecular function: cytokine activity; frizzled binding. Gene Ontology annotation, cellular component: extracellular region. Lineage: Eukaryota; Metazoa; Cnidaria; Anthozoa; Actiniaria; Edwardsiidae. The record is from RefSeq and is a predicted model, not a curated record. The transcript has 6 exons.